AUGUCGCCCUUACAAAGACCUCUUUUGCAGGGUAGAGAUUCUUCGGGGAACGAAGUUUCUUUACUCAAUAUCACUCAGGAAACGGAGGCAUCUCCAUAUCCUGUAUCACAAGCACAACCAGAACAAUCACUACCAUCAUUUUUACACUUCGAGAAAGGAAGACCAAUGUUUGUCUUAGGAGGACCACGCGCCGCACCCCCCAUGGUUCGAAUCAAUUCGAAUAUAUCAACUACAAGCACUACAUCUGCACCAAGUUUGUUGCGUUCGAAUUCUUCCAAUUCUUAUGGUACAAAUGAAGCUCAAUCUCCGAUUACACCCACUUUCACACCCACUGGCAACGCUCAUGGAAGAAGUUACUUUUUCCCACAGCAAUAUGAAAAUGAAAAUCCUUACUUUGAGCACAAUUCCAUGGGAGAAUUUCAACCCAACUCCUCUCUAGCAUCCAUCACUCAAAUGGCAAUGCAAUCCAACAACAUGCAACAAUACCCCGAACAACAACACUCCAUACAGCAUCUUUUUCAUGGAGGACCACACCAUGGAGUCACUAACCCCGUUCCGGCCAAAAAACGUUACUCAUGUAAAUACAAGGUCGAAUAUCAAUGCGACAGAACCUUCACUACAUCCGGCCAUGCAUCCCGACAUCUCAAAAUUCAUACUGCCGAGAAGAUGAUUCCGUGCAUUUUUCCUAAUUGCGAGAAGAAGUUUACCCGGAAGGACAACAUGAAGCAACAUCUAGAAACCCAUAGUAGGCCGAGAUCUAAAGGGAAUCCACUGCUCACAAAGCCUGCACGAGUGCAGAAGAACAACAAAUCUAAACUCAGAAUCGCAUUCCCUUCUCAAAUGUUAGCAUCGGUGAUAGCUCCAUUGAAUUUACGAGACCAUGAACAUCAGCUCCAAUACCAAUAUCAAAUCCAACCCCAUGGAUAUCAGCUCCAACCCCAAGAACAUCAACUCCAACACCAUCCAUCCGCGGGUAUGGCGCAACCAUUACCAUCGAAUCAUCAAGCAGGGCUCCCAAUACUUACCAGAAGGGAAGGUCCAACCAGCAAUCUAGACCUAUUGGCAGAUGCAGCAUUGAAUUGA
Messenger RNA from Sclerotinia borealis F-4128, 1083 nucleotides. The record is from the annotation of a GenBank genome assembly. Lineage: Eukaryota; Fungi; Ascomycota; Leotiomycetes; Helotiales; Sclerotiniaceae.